Molecule: messenger RNA, 4310 nt
Organism: Musa acuminata subsp. malaccensis (wild Malaysian banana)
Lineage: Eukaryota; Viridiplantae; Streptophyta; Magnoliopsida; Zingiberales; Musaceae
Molecular function (GO): ubiquitin binding; RNA binding
Source: RefSeq, a predicted model, not a curated record
GGUGCAACAGAACCAAACCCCUGGAAUAGAAUCCCUAACGAGAUCUUGCCUCCGCCGCUUGCCGCCGACGGAUCCGGCUCGACGUCGAUGUCGGCCACCGAGCAGCCGCCCAAGAAGCGAAAGCUCUACGAGGCGAUUUCGGACCCACCGAUCGCCCCGCCCCAUCAUCAGGCCUUAGUCUCGGGCGCCCCUCCCCCUCCCCCGUCGCAGGAGGAGAUCAUCCGGAAGCGGAGGAACAAGGAUGAGAUCCGAAGUCUCGUGGAGUGCUAUCGGAGAAUCAAGUUUUGCGCCUCCCAGAAGGACGCCGGCCUCAUGUCCGAGCUUGAGCAGGCUUAUUUGUCUCUAAUUACCGCUUCCAGAGGUUGCUCGAGCGUACAGCGUAUUGUAGCUGAGCUUAUUCCUCGGUAUGCAUCAUUCUGUCCUACUGCUCUAGAGGCAGCAGCUAGAGUUUCUAUCAACAUGUAUAAUUGGAGCUUGGCCAUAAUCGUGAAAGGAGAGGAUGUUGAUGGUGUGGCAUAUGAAACUGUUAAAGCCUGUAUUUUUGGUCUAGUUGACAUUUGUUGCACAGCAUCACAUGAAGCACCAACAUCUUCUGUCAUUCAGGGCAUCUGUUCUGCAGUUUUUUCAAAUAUUCUUACGUUUUUUGUUUCAACUUUUGAGGGUAAGGAUAUUUAUCAGAUAGGUAGCAGAGAAGUUCUAAAGCUUCAAGACCCAAUGGAUUUCCUUCAUGAACUGAAGCAUGAUACGAAGUAUGACAGCGAAACUGUGUUACAUAGGUUAUUUUUGCUUCGGGCACUUAGUUUCCUUUGCAUAUUUUUUGCCUUCCCAAAGAACUUACUUGCAGCCUGUUUUGAGCUCUUUGUUUCUGGCGGAACUGAUGUUGCUCUACAUAGAGAGGGGCAGUACUUUCUAAAUCAGAUGACAAGUCAUCUGAGUGAUGAUGAAAAUGACAUAAGUCAUGUGACAGACAAGGUGACUGAUGAACCUUCACUAUGUCCAAAUCUGACAAAACCAAGUAUAGAUUCCGAUGGAAACGAUCAAACUGAGUCCGUAGCGCAUUCAAGGAAAACUUUGCUACAAUCUAAAAAUUGUUUAUUGGGGAUGGCAAUUAAGAAUGAUCCAUCCAUGAGAGUUUGGAUAUCUUCUUAUUGUAGUAAAUUAUCCAAGUUGCAUGGCCUACAGGCGACUACCGAAUCAUUAUCCAUGUUGGAGAACUUAUUUGGGUCUUUGUCAAAGUUGGUUGAUGGAACAGAUUUUGAAGGGAGUGGUGGGAACAAAUUUGAUGCAUCAAAUCAUGAUGAUGUCAGCAACCCAUACUUGGUUUACAAGAACCCUCUCCAGAAUGAAGACAUUGGUGGUGUUUCAAAGGACUCGGGAAUUCCUGAUGCAUCUCCGGCUGAUGCGUGCAAAAGAGAUGAUGGUUUUGCAGAAAAAGCUAUGGGUGAAAGGGAAGGAAAUUCCAUUCAUGGUGGGGAAAGGUUGGCCACCACAAGGAAGUUACACUCUGGGAAUCGGAAGGAGUCAGAUACAAUAAAUUACCAGAGCUUUAAUGCUGAUCUUGGCAUGCCAUCUUUUGUAUCUAUGUCUGGAGGUGCAGCUAAAACUUUUUCAUCCCCUAAUGAACAUUCUCCUGCACAAAGCAGUGCUUCCACUCAAUUUCUUUGGUACUCUGAUGGGGAUCCUAGAGCCAUGGAUGUGACCUCCGCUUCCAAGCAAUUGUGGGUGAGUUCUCUUGGGCAUGAUGCCACUGAAACGGCAGUUAGAUUGCAGUUUGAGGAUUUUGGUGCCUUGCAAUGUUUUUUGUUUGUUCCUGCCAAAGAUUUUGCUUUAGUUGAGUACCGAAAUAUUCUGGAUGCUGUGAAGGCACGUAAAUGUAUGCAGGGCUCCUCUAUAUGGGGUGGUUGCCUUCAUAUUAAGUUUCUUGAUAGAGGAGUGGGUAGCAGAGCAGCUUUUAAUGGUAUAGCUGUUGGUGAUAGCUCUUUUGUUUAUGUUGGUAAUGUGUCAACCCAGCGGUUGAAAGAUGAGAUACUGCACGAGUUAUUGAAAGCAGGCUUGAGGAAUCCCCCUCUAGUUACUAGUCUUACAAGUGAAAAUGCCUUGCUGCUGGAAUUCAGCUCUGCAGAAGAAGCAGCCUCUGCAAUUGGGCACAUCAGGUAUUUUCGUGAAGCUAGUGGAUGUCAAGCAUAUGAAAAUAGAAAAUGGACACAUGGUGCAUACAUUAAGGAUAAGUCUGUUUCUGGAUGUCAGCUUCUAGUAAAGCAAGUUGAUGCUUCUGUCCCCGACAUGGAGUUGAUCAAUGCAUUUUCUAGAUUUGGAGAGAUUACUGGAUGGCAAUUUGAUAGACUAAAUGGUUGCUGCUAUAUAGAUUUCCAGUCACAUGAAGCUGCCAACCUUGCAAAAUCCCAUUUGCGUGGUGCAAGGUUUGGGUCUACUACUGUUGAAGUUGAAAUUAGGAGUGGAAACACUGGAAGUGCCCCAAACAAUGUGCUUUUUUCACCAAGGGCUCCAAGUUUCCAUGAUGUGUCUGCUGACCACUGGAAGGCUCGAAUGUCUCAGUUAUCUUCUUUAUUUUCAUCUCUGCGUGUCAAAUACAAUCUUAAUCAGAAUCUUUCUUAUGAAAGCAAUAAGCAGAAGAAUUAUUCACUUUCCACGAAAGAUGAAGUACCGGUUAGCACUCUCUAUAUUACUCUGCCUGGUAUUUCUUUUAUGACAAUCGAAGAUGAUGACUUAAGGGCCUUGUGCAAUCUUGCUGUUGGGAAUCUUGGUUCUGUGGUUAGAUUGACACGAAUAGGUUUGCAAAGUUCUUGCUGGCAUGUUGAGUUUAGCAGUGUGGAUGCUGCUGUGACUGCACUAGAUAUCAUCCGGAGCUGUUCAGAAACGUUUCUUCAAGCUGAGUUCAGGAAUAAUAGAGCUGGUGUAUAUCAUGAAGAAUCAGUUACACCGAGGAAAUUAAAUACUUUGGGAUAUUCUCCAUCUCCUGGGGAAUUUCGCCCUGCUGGUUUGGAUAGCAAACAAGGAAAUCCUUAUGUUAGAUCUUUCACAAAUAAACCUGAUCUCAAUGUUCAUAUACCGGUAUCCCCAAGGGUAAAUGUAGAAAAUAUAGGUUUUCAAGUGCAGCAUGGACAAGCAUUUCAAUCAAACUGGACUGUUGCAAGCAGUGCUGACAUGCGGGAAGUGCCCAUGGAUCUCUCAUUUCCUGGUCCCGCCACCAAUGCUGGUGAAAAAAUCUGGCAUUACAUGAAGAAGGAGAAUGAGCCACAGAUGUUUGGGAAAGUAAGCUUACCAAGCCGGACCAGUGUCACACAUGUGGGCUCUGUAAUACCACCACCGGUGCCAACAUCUUUGGUGCGUCCUGUCUAUCUUACCCCAAGUAAUUCCUGGGAUAAUUCUGGUCCAAGUCCUCUACUAAACCGAACUUCCACAGGCAUGAUGCUUAUCGAUAAUCGCAAUAUUAAUGCAUGUGCUCCUGUUCCUUUUAUACCCUCUUCUAUUACUCCACUUUCACAGCUGCCUGGGGGUGCCAUGCAGCGAUUUGACCAAGUAGUUACAGUACCAGGUUUAUCAAAUGUAGUUCACCCACCUCCUCCCCCAUCCGAUGUGCCACCUCCAUUGCCUCUCUCUCAGCCACCUUCUGUUCCACCUCCUCCAAGCUCUCCUCCUCCUCUGCAACAACCGAAGGAUUCCAACUUGCAAGCAAGCAUAUCAUGUCCUCACCAUCAGUGGCAAGGCACUCUUUCAAAAAGUGGAGUUCACUACUGCACAAUUUAUGCAGUUAGAGAGGACUCGGUUGCUUGUAAAUAUUCAACCACGUUGUCAGAACCAGCAGACUGGCCUGCUAGAUUAGAUGUAACAAAACGCACAGACAUUCAGCAUGUUAAGUCAACUUUUUCUAACACUCCUCCUCAUAAAAGAGAGGUUUGUCGUUUGCUGCCGUCCACCACAAACGACCAAAGAGGAAUCCAAGACUUCAUAUCAUAUCUGAAGCAAAGGGACUGUGCUGGAGUAAUAAAGAUUCCUGCGGGGAAGUCGAUGGGCUCAAGGUUACUCUUCAUUCUCCCCUACUCACUCGACACUUGUUCCUUGCUGGCCAUUGCACCUCAUCCAGCUGACUGUCUGAUUGCUUUGAUUCUGCCAAAAGAAAUAAACACGGAACAAUCAUAAUUUUGUAUAUUCUCUAUUAGGGCAUACCAAAAGUUGUGUCGUCUGUCUCUCUCAAGUACAUGACACUUAAACGAGGCUUGAAAUUUUGUACAUGUUGCUCGAUAUAAUCUACUUUUUCUUUCCAUUCAAUUACAAGUAGCAGCUUUUUU